AUGUCCUCGGCGCCACUGCGCAUGGCCGUGGUCUGCUCCAGUAACCAGAACCGCAGCAUGGAGGCCCAUAGCCUCCUCCGCAGAAGAGGAUUCAACGUUCGAUCUUUUGGAACAGGCAGCAAAGUGAGGCUGCCGGGACCAGCGCCAGACCAGCCCAACGAGUAUGACUUCCACACCACCUAUGAGCACAUGUACCAGGAUCUGCUCCGGAAAGACGGCAAGUUCUACACCCACAAUGGCGUUUUGCACAUGCUGGGCAGAAAUCGCAGAAUCAAGGCCAGGCCAGAACGAUUCCAGAACUGUCCAGACAAGUUUGACCUCAUCAUCACCUGUGAAGACAGCGUCUAUGACAGGGUGGUGGAACACCUAAACUGCAGACAGCCGCAGACUGGCCAGCCUGUCCUCGUCAUCAAUGUGGACAUCGAGGACGACCAAGAAGAGGCCAUGCUGGGAGCCUUUCUCAUCUGUGAGCUCUGUGAGUGCAUUCGGCUCCUCGGAGAGCUCCAGGAGGGCGAGAUAGAGCAGCUCUUGGGGCAGUUUGAGAAGACAACCCACAAGACUUUUCUGCACACUGUCUGCUUCUACUGA
This is a messenger RNA of Gracilinanus agilis (Agile Gracile Mouse Opossum), 588 nucleotides long. Its product is annotated as RNA polymerase II subunit A C-terminal domain phosphatase SSU72-like. The record is from RefSeq and is a predicted model, not a curated record. Gene Ontology annotation, molecular function: RNA polymerase II CTD heptapeptide repeat phosphatase activity. Gene Ontology annotation, biological process: termination of RNA polymerase II transcription. Bases 1 to 588 code for a protein of 195 amino acids. Lineage: Eukaryota; Metazoa; Chordata; Mammalia; Didelphimorphia; Didelphidae. Gene Ontology annotation, cellular component: nucleus; mRNA cleavage and polyadenylation specificity factor complex. The transcript has a single exon.